ACAAAGUGUAAUUUUCUUAUGCCCUGAGCCUCAGCACUUGACAAUUUGCUUUCUGUUUCAGUUUGAGUUUUGAAUUCUUCUCAUAAGAUCCGCUGUUUAUGCUCACUUGCAUACACGUCUGCAUAUAUCUAUCCAUGUUUGUUAAUCCAUCCCUUAAUCUUCUUUACAUUCUCCUCCCUCACUUGAGUUCUCUAUACAUCUCACAUGUGUGUUGUUUAUGUACAUGUACACACACACACACACACAGAGUGAACAACUCUAAUCACCACUAAAAAUCUCUCCUUUUUGACUCUAUUGUCCAAGAUUUUGUAAAGGGUGUCUCCAGAACAAGUCAGUAGAGGCUAAGAGCUCACAUGGUGCUUAAGCUUUUCCACCGACACUUCAGUUCUGAGUUUCACCAUUGAUUUUGAUGGAGGCUGAUCAGAUAAAGCUUACUGUAGCUCUUUGUAUGUGUCUUGUUUCAUUGGUUAUUAGUACUACAGACCCUAAUGAUCUUGCAAUUCUUAAACAAUUUAGUAAAGGAUUGUCAAAUGCUGAGGUCUUGAAGUGGCCUAAUAAUGAUGACCCGUGUGGUCCUCCUAGUUGGCCACAUAUAUUUUGUACUGGUAAUAGAGUUUCACAAAUUCAAGUUCAAGGUUUGAACUUGAAGGGCCCUUUGCCUCAAAAUUUUAAUCAGUUGUCUAUGCUUACAAAUGUAGGCCUUCAAAAAAAUAACUUCACUGGGAAUUUGCCAUCUUUUAGUGGUUUGUCAAGAUUGCGAUAUGCUUAUUUGGAUUUUAAUAAUUUUGAUACUAUUCCCUCGGAUUUUUUUCGAGGGCUUGAUGGUCUAGAGGUAUUGGCAUUAGAUAACAACCCUCUUCUUAAUAAGACUGCUGGUUGGUUAUUGCCUGUUGAUUUGCAAAAUUCAGCUCAGUUGGCGAAUCUUUCUUUGAUGGACUGUAAUUUGGCUGGAGUUUUGCCGGAUUUUUUGGGACAAAUGUCGUCGCUAGAGGUUUUAAAACUGUCUUUUAAUAGGCUUUCUGGGGGUAUACCAGUUACAUUUCAGGGGUCGGUUGUGAGGAUUCUUUGGUUAAAUGAGCAAUCUGGGGGUGCAAGCCAUGGAAUGUCGGGUACUAUUGAUGUAGUUGCAUCAAUGAGUUCACUUACUAGUCUAUGGCUUCAUGGGAAUCAUUUUUCAGGUAAGAUUCCCAAGAACAUUGGUGAUUUAGCUUCAUUACAGGAACUGAAUCUCAAUAGUAAUGAUUUUGUUGGCCUCAUUCCUGAUACCCUUGCUACUAUACAUUUUAAGAGUUUGGAUUUGAAUAAUAAUCACUUCAUGGGUCCUAUUCCUAGGUUCAAAGGUGUUAAUGCUAGUUACAGGACAAAUUCAUUUUGUCAAAAUGAUCCAGGAUUGCCUUGUGCCCCGGAGGUUAUGGCAUUGCUGGAGUUUCUUGAUGGAGUAAAUUACCCACCAAGGCUUGUUUCUUCGUGGUCUGGAAAUAAUCCGUGUGAUGGACCUUGGUUGGGUUUGAUAUGCAAUGCCAAUCGAGAAGUUACUAUGAUAAAUCUUCCCAAGUUCAAUCUUUCUGGUAACUUGAGUCCUUCAAUUGCAAACCUGCAUUCGGUUAGUGAAAUAUUACUUAGUUCUAACAAUUUAACAGGUCGAAUUCCAGCAAGCUGGGUUAACUUGAAAUCUUUGAAAUUGUUGGAUGUAAGUGGCAAUAACCUUUCCCCUCCUAUACCAAGGUUUGAUAGCAGUGUUAAACUGAACUUAAAUGGAAACCCUUUGUUGAAUUCCAACAAGUCCAGUGCUACUGCUCCUCCAGACAAUGGACCAUCCCCUGAGGAAUCGAUGUCCCUUCACAAUAAUUCAACUUCUGAAUCUGCAGGUUUGAAGACUCAUACUAAACCAAGCAAAAAGAAAAGGCCUAAACUAGUUAUGUUUGUGGUUCCAGUCGCGACUUUUGGAAUCCUGAUUUUUAUGGCCUUUCCGCUGUCUAUAUAUUUAUGUAAAAAGAGGAGAAACUCUAUUGAAAAUCCCACUUCCCUGCUGGUUCAUCCAAAGGACCUCUCUGAUUCUGACAAUUUGGUCAAGGUAGUAGUUGAAAGCAACAACCAAGGAAGUGCUUCUACACUGACAGGAAGCAGUUUAGGUAGCAGAUACAGUAGUGGAAUGAACUCACAUAUCACUGACACUGGAAAUAUGAUCGUGUCUGUUCAAGUUCUUCGAAAAGUGACCAACAACUUUGCCCCAGAGAAUGAGCUAGGCCGUGGAGGUUUUGGGGUAGUUUAUAAGGGAGAAUUCGACGAUGGAACAAAAAUAGCAGUGAAAAGGAUGGAGGCGGGAGUCACGAGUGGCAAAGCUUUGGAUGAAUUUGAGGCUGAAAUUGCCGUUCUUUCAAAGGUUCGCCACAGACACCUGGUAUCACUUUUAGGCUACUCUAUAGAGGGUUUCGAGAGAAUACUGGUCUAUGAGUAUAUGCCUCAAGGGGCGCUUAGCAGGCAUCUCUUCCAUUGGAAGAACUUAGGACUAGAGCCCCUUUCAUGGAAGAAGAGGCUAAAUAUUGCUCUGGAUGUGGCUAGAGGAUUGGAAUAUCUUCAUACUCUGGCUCACCGAAGCUUCAUACACCGGGACCUUAAGUCUUCAAACAUCUUACUAGGUGAUGAUUUCAAAGCAAAAAUCUCAGAUUUUGGAUUAGUAAAACUUGCUCCUGAUGGUGAGAAAUCCGUGGUUACAAGGUUAGCUGGAACAUUUGGGUACCUAGCACCAGAAUAUGCAGUUACGGGUAAAGUUACAACGAAAGCUGAUGUCUUCAGCUUCGGAGUUGUGCUAAUGGAGCUGUUAACCGGAUUAAUGGCACUUGAUGAGGAGAGACCCGAGGAAAGCCAGUACUUGGCAGCAUGGUUCUGGAACAUUAAAUCCAGCACCGAGAAGCUAAAAGCUGCAAUCGACCCAGCCCUCGACAUGAAAGAAGAAAUAUUUGAAAGCAUUUGCACGAUUGCUGAAUUGGCUGGUCACUGCACUGCCAGAGAGCCCAACCAAAGACCUGAGAUGGGUCAUGCAGUGAACGUCCUGAGUCCCCUAGUUGAGAAAUGGAAGCCACUUAAAGAUGAAAUCGAGGAGUACUGUGGUAUUGAUUACAGCCUUCCACUGAACCAAAUGGUCAAGGGAUGGCAAGAAGCUGAAGGAAAUGACUUGAGUUUUGUGGACCUGGAGGACAGUAGGGGUAGUAUCCCAUCAAGACCUGCUGGAUUUGCUGAUUCCUUUACAUCAACUGAUGGCCGGUGAAUUAGGUACUCUGUUUCUUUUGGUCCCCUCAAGCUAAGCUGUGAAAAUGUAGAUAUGUGAAGAAGAUUACUCUUACAUGAACGGUUUUGGUUCACAUUAUGUUAAUUUAUGAUUAAUUGGUCAUGACUUGCAUGCA
This is a messenger RNA of Daucus carota subsp. sativus, 3404 nucleotides long. Its product is annotated as receptor protein kinase TMK1. The coding region runs from base 410 to 3268 and encodes 952 amino acids. Gene Ontology annotation, biological process: protein phosphorylation. The record is from RefSeq and is a predicted model, not a curated record. The transcript is spliced from 2 exons. NCBI's taxonomy places the organism in Eukaryota, Viridiplantae, Streptophyta, Magnoliopsida, Apiales, Apiaceae. Gene Ontology annotation, molecular function: ATP binding; protein binding; protein kinase activity.